Molecule: messenger RNA, 6410 nt
Organism: Meira miltonrushii
Lineage: Eukaryota; Fungi; Basidiomycota; Exobasidiomycetes; Exobasidiales; Brachybasidiaceae
Exons: 1
Coding region: 230-6256 (2008 amino acids)
Biological process (GO): proteasomal ubiquitin-independent protein catabolic process
Cellular component (GO): cytosol; nucleus
Molecular function (GO): proteasome binding; peptidase activator activity
Source: RefSeq, a predicted model, not a curated record
AUGAUAAUGACGACAACAUAAUAGAAUACUCAGCAGCAUUCAAUUUUGGUAGGAUAGAGCAUCUGGAGAGCAUAUUGUACGAUCUAGGGGAAAAAUAUCAGGGAAAAGUUUAUCAAGUAUAUUCAAACCAACUACCACCAUCCUCACCCCAAAAUAGCUCCACAAGGAGAACAUCAAAGUCAAUAGCCAAUGCACACUUUCUUCUAAUCAACUCUCGCCCACCACAAAAAUGGACGAAGAUGAUUAUAUCGAAGUCGAAUCACCACUCGAACAUCCAGUCGACGCCGAAGAUGAUGAGAUUGACGAAAUAAUCCUUCAGCCAGGUCAAGUGGCACCUGAAGAGAAGAAUGUUGCUUCUUCGGGGGAGAAGAACAGUCCAAAGGUGAAACAGAAUGUGGACCCCAGAGAGAAUAUCGGGAUGGAUAAGCCAAUCUAUUACCCUGCAAAACCAAAGGAACGCUCAUCAUUGCUGCAAUAUCCUCAAAGCUUGCCGUAUGAAUGCGAAUCGCUGGAAGAAUUUGAUGCUCGGUUAAAGCAUAUCUACGAACGAAUCAUCGCAACGAUCGAGACAAGAGAUUUUGAGGUCGGAUUUCCGAUUUGGAACCAUCAUCUUCAAAUCUUGCUUUCGCUCAAAUACCCAAUCGAAUUACCUACUUUAGCCCGUCUUGCAAGAGUGUAUUACCAUUUAACUGUUUUACCCGGAGUACCCACAACAGUCCACCAAGCAGCAAAUACAUGCAUGACUCUUUUGGGAGGACGAAAAAAGAUGUCAAUAGCACACCUUGUGCUACCAUGGCGACCUCUGUACAAUAUGCUCAAAAGGGAAUUGUUUGUGAAAGAACGCAAGACGAAUCAGACAAAUAUUUCAAACGUUUUGUUGGAUUUAGCAAUGUCUGCUCAACGAUUCUUUGAUCCGGAAGAAGCUGACGAAAUGUUGAAGGAAAUGUUGCCAAGCAUGGAUGGCUCGGAUAUCGAUUCAAUGAUCGCUACGCUUUCCUUGCUCGUUCACUUUUUGCCCAUCAGUCAUCCGCAAAGAUGGCUGCCGACGCUUUUCCGAUUAUGGGAAUCGUUCUCCUCCUCAUUGUUUGAUGAGCAAAUGCUGGAUCUUUGUGCUCGGCUGGCGGAGCAGCACGUUGAAGAUCCACGUAUCUCGUCCAAGAAAGCAUUGGAAGAAGUCGGAAUAUUUGCAGACAUAAAAGCUGAGUCCCUCAAAAGUCAGUCUGAUCUUCCCAACCAUUCCGAAGAGAAGUCUUCCCCAAUCAUGACGUCAGAGCAGGGCUUGUGGAACGAAGUGGGAAUAUUUACAGAAUAUCAAUCCAGCUUUAUCAUGACCAAAUGUUUACGUUCGGCCGGUCUGCCAGUGGGAUCGAGCAAAGUGGGAAAUGCAGCAUUGAUGGCACAAUCAUCGACUGUACGCACAGGUGCCGAUUCUGCUGCAUCAGCAGGAGUACUGAAUAUGAAGCGACCUUCUGAGCCUUCUCAUUCGUUCGCCAUUAUUAUCGUCUAUUCAAUGAUGCGCGAUUCUCAAAGUCCAAUUUCAUCUGGUUCAGCAACGCCAUCGGAAAAUGGUGUUCCCUCUAAACCAACGGAUGAGAAGCGAGGAACCCAUCUAGCAGGCUCAAAAGCUCUCAGUUCCUUGGCACGAUAUAUUCAAGCUACAGAGAGCUAUUUUCAUCCUUCGAAUUGGGGAAUAUGGGCUUUGCAACUUUCAUCUCUUGUAAAGAACCUAACGUGGGAAUUUACAAAAAGGUGGAAAGAGGAACAGAAAUCCGAGUGUAAGACACCGAAGGCAUUCCGUCUUACAAAAGAGAUAAAGAAAGAAUUUACAGCAACGCUACGUACAGUUUGCUUGUUGUCACUAUUCUCAAAAGAUCCUGCAACUAUCAAUUCAGCGCAAGCCUCACUCAAGAGACUGGCCACUUUGGAACCGGAACAAAUCAUUCCUCCAGUCUUGGAGCGUGCAUAUUCCAGUUUGGAAGCUCUCGAAACUACUCAUAGAACAAUGUCAGUGAUUACUGCUCUGUCCAAACUUGGUGUUCCUCUUGUGUCACGAGAUAUCUUUAAAGGAGGAGGUAAACAUCUGGUUCCCAUUUUGCAUCUCUGUUUACCAGGUAUUGACAUGAACGAUUACAUGAAGACGAUCGCGACUUCCAUUCUGAUCGUCAUCACGUCGACCAUUAUAAAAAUUGAUGAUUUGACCCGCCCAGAGCUUGCAUCUCCCUCAAAAAUGGCCAUUGACGAUUAUGGAGGUGGUGGCGGUGGGGCAACGGAAGAAGAAUUCGACGAGGAGGACGAUGCUUUGCGUCUGAGUACAGCAGGAUUCGAAGACUGGACGGUAAGCUUCUUCAAUAGGGUUCUAGUUCUGUUUGACGCACUACCUGAGGAGGGGAAGAAUGGACGUACAGGACGUAUUGAAGAACAGAUGACGAGCACAUUAUUGGCAGCAUGCGAUUCAGUCUGUUGCUCAAUGUCCGAUCAUCUCUUUGAUAUCAAUUUCAAAAUCGUUGCAGAUCAUGUCAUGACACAUGUCUGUUCGCAAGCGACUCGAGUGACUGGAUCCUUGAUAUCGUGCUUUGCCCGUCACGAUUCGAAAAAGGUGACUGAGCGCUUGAUCAGACCUUGUGCAAAGAUUAUUCGUCAAGAAAUCGAGCAAGGCGCAAGCUCGAUUCGCACAACAAAGACGACUCAGGCUGUUGCGGGUGAUGUCAAAUUGCAUUGGUACAUUUCACUACUGAUGGGAUCGUUGACUUUUUCGAGUGGCGAGAUCUUCGAGUACAAGGAUGAAUUGAUGGAUCUGAUGCUACUUUUAUGUGAUCAAGCCAAAUCUGAACGUGGAUAUCUUUACGCCGCCAUGUUGGUCCAACGCGUUCUAAACCUUCUUGUUAACACAUACCCGAACGAUCAUCGAUUCGUCAAUCCGGAAGAAUGGGAUAGCGAAGAUAUGCAGGCAAACAGCUUCAAGUCAUGGGGUAAGAUGUACGCUUUCAAAGAUGUCAAAAUUCAAUGGCACGUUCCGAAUGAUGCAGAGAUUGCUUUGGCGUUGGAAAUACUCGAUCGUGUUGUUCAUCCUCGAUUGAGUGCUCUAGAGAAGCUGCAAGACCAUAGAGGUGCUCGUGACAAAGUGUGGACCAACGAUUUUUGCCGAAAUAUGACAAUCGUACGAUUGUCUUUCUCUGCGGUCAAUACUAUGAUCCUGGAAAAGGAAGCUGGAGGUGGGCAAUUUAUUGAAAGCAUUGUGGAAGGGUACGAGGAUUUCACGCGUACUCCCGAUCGUUUCAAGUCGGGGUUUUUGCUAACAGAUUUUGAUGACGAAAGGUAUCAAAAGGUGAAAACGUUCAAAGUUCGUUUUGGAGAAUUGUUGCAUCUUUCUGCUGAGCGAGCUCACGAUUCAGGUGCAGAAGAUCAGAUUGAUUGCGUUCGAUUGAUGUUACGUUCCAUUCGCUCAUACAUGACGUCAUACGGCUAUAAUGCUGAUGAUCACAAAGCAUAUGGAAGAUCUGCACUCUUCUACCAGAACAUGACAUCAACGCAUCCUCGCCAAAAGAUCUUUCCGCGAAUGUUUUGGGUCAGACGUGCUGCUCAAUAUCACUCUAGCCGUGGAAGACUCAACAGCUUCUACCGUAGAAGAAGUGCUCUGGAUGAUUUGUUGAUCAAUGAUGUGAUCGAGCUUACCAUGAGUAAUUAUGUUGCCAUUCGUAAAACUGCUCAAAGUACAUUUGAUGCAUUGACACUCUACAACCAGAUGGGCGUGUUUACCUUACGCAAAUUAUUGACCGCCAUCCAAACCUCAACUAAUGACGAUCAAGUCAAAGGGGCGCUUUAUAUGGUCGGAAGCAAGUUCAUGGGAAUCACACCACGUCAUCCCGCUUUUACAGAAGAAUACUUUAUGACCUUGUUAGAAGCUCAGCAUCGCAGCAAGCCUUCAAUACAAAAACUUCUUCGCGGCAUUAUCAAUGAAGCUCAAGCUCGCUAUCCAGAGAUAUCGACGAUUGUGCAUCGUAUCAAGACACCGGAAUUGGAGCAGGCAUUGGUAUUGCUUGGAAGGAAUGAUGGGUCUGUCGAUUUGAUCACCGCGCCAUCGCAACAAAGGUUGUACUUUGAUGAGCUGUACAAGAAGUUGUCUGGAUCAAUUGUGGACAAAUUGUUGGAAUAUGCACAGCAGCCAAAGACACAUUGGAACUUUGAGAUAUUCGCUCUCCGAUUACUCAAAACAUUUAUCAGAAAGGAUCAACCUUUACGUGCAGAUGUUGCAACAUACUUGACAAGACAAAUGAUUAAUGAGAAUCCGACGAUUCGUAGAGCAUCACAAGUGGCUGUCACAAAGAUGCUCUAUUACGCGAAAUUACAAACAUUAUGCAAAUCGGAUGAAGAAUUGGUUUUGGGCUCUUGCAAGCCAGAAAACCAUCCUCUCAAGCGUGUGGAGCCGAUUGCUCAAGUGACCGCUGAAUGGAAAGCACAAAGGCUGGCAUCCUAUCGAUCCGAUGAACCCAUCACUUCAUCUACCAAAUUCCACGACAAAGAGGCGCAAGGAUGGCUUGUGUGGUCAAAGAAGGACACAUACUACCUUGCUCCUCCCGAGUCAGGAACAGUGUUUGAUUGGGUCAACAAGCCAGUAUUGGAAGCAAUACGCAAAGAACUCUCACCAGAACAUUGGAAGCAGAUGUUCAAGCAUUACGCACAAGAGAAGGAACGAGAUCAACUUUCGCGCGAGACAACCGUUCUUAUUCGAUCGAUUUUCCAGGUCUUCGGAUUGCAACAAUUAGAUCUUGUAAAAGAUCAAGUGGUCGAAUUCGUUGGGGAACGGGAUCGUCACAAACACCGUGCGGCUGCGGAAGUUGUUGCUGGUAUGUUCCGUGGCUCUAAGCACUGGAACAGAGAAGAUGCAAGGGUGAUGUGGUCUUGGUUGGAUACUUUGUUGCCAAAGAUUUUGGCGGAAUGUACGCCAGACAGUCAGGUUGCAUGGCAGGACAGUGUUGACUAUAUAUUACAACAAAGAGAUCCUCGUAGAGCCAUGUCUUUGGUCAACAUCGUUGUCAAGAAGGCGCACGACAGUCUGACAACGGAGGAUGAAAGCCCAUGGGAGCAAGUGCAGGCACAAACAUUCUUGCGUGGAGUGAUCUUAUCGCUUAACAUGAAGAUGUAUCCAUGGAUGAACGAAUUGCAUGCUUUAUUCCGAUCAAACUGUGAAACAGAAUUCAAUGAAGUGCGGGAAUUGAUUGCUUGCAACAUGACCGACCUAGAACUACUACGGGUUGCACCGUCAUUUGGCAGUGUUGAGCAGCUUGUGGAAACUAUGUACCAGCAAACGCAUAUAGACAAAACUCAUGGAUCGCUCUUUGCGCCGGAGACGCUGGUGCAGGAAUACUCUGCUCGUUUGUCAAAAUUGGAUAAUCUUUUGACCGAGCUCAAGAAGGAACGAGUUCCAAAGUCGCAGGGAACAUCACGAUACGAUCUCUUGGCAUUGACUACGCUCUGUUGGAUUGCCGAAACGCUUGGUGAUCAUAGACGAACAGCGAUGACGACUUGUGUGAUUGACUUUAUCCCAACAAUAUUCCAAUGCUGCAAUUUGCAAGACAAUGCUGAUUUGAGCGGAAGAGCAAGAUCCGUUUUGAUUGCAACUGUGUCAACGAUGGCGCAUUAUGAUAUCGAGCUAGUCAAGAAAUUGAUUAGAAAGGUUUUGCAGGUGAUCGAAGAGAGUAACGAAAGUUGGAGAGCAAGGUUAGAUGCACUGCCCGUUUUGCAAAUUUUGUUCUGGCAAAAUAUCUUUAAUAUGGACGAAGAGAUCUUUGGCGACAUCACUCGAACGCUGUUGAAUUUGCUUACAGACCCUCAUCUAGAAGUACGCAAUCUGGCAAGCACAACAUUGAGCGGUAUAAUUCGUUGCUCGCAACGUGAAUUGAUUCAAUCGCUUCGGAAACGGUUUAGGGAUCAAGUGAUCAAAUAUGAUCGUUUGCCAAAACGUGGUGCUGAAGGUUUCCAAGAAACAAUGACUGGUUUGCAUGCUGGUAUUUUGGGAUGCAUUGCUUUGAUCAGUGCAUUCCCAUAUUCUGUUCCUGCUUGGAUGCCUGGCUUGAUUUGUGAUACGGUGGCAAGACAUCAAGAUGCUCCUGAUCCUGUUGGUCCUGCAUGUAAAAAGAUGGCAGCAGAUUUCAAACGAACACAUCAAGAUACGUGGGAGGAAGAUAAAGUUGCUUUCUCGUCAGAACAAUUGGCAGAAUAUUACGAAUGGGGUGGACGAACAGAUUAUUACGCAUAGAACAAUAUCAUCAGCUCAAGUGUACAUUACGCAGCUCAUUAUCAUCUGUAGACUUUCUUGCAAUUUUUUCUAAUUGACAUUUGAAUGAAAUGUGUAAAAUACAAAUGAUAUAGUCGUGAUAUACGUGUGCGCAAGAUCACCGCAAAGCAACGGU